Messenger RNA from Sclerotinia trifoliorum, 2221 nucleotides. The record is from the annotation of a GenBank genome assembly. Lineage: Eukaryota; Fungi; Ascomycota; Leotiomycetes; Helotiales; Sclerotiniaceae.
UGAAGGGAUGUUGUUAGAAAAAGGUCUGGUUGACGCUUCUUCUACUGUUGAAGUUCUUCUGUGCAUUCUUUUCCUCAUUUUUCCGUAAUUUGUUUGAGCUACAUGACUAGGGAAUCAUGCCUGUAGUACCUGUGUUACCUUCCAUUCAUAGGCAGGUCUUUAAUGGCAUCCUAUGCGUGGUCACUUUCUUUAUUAUCUUCCGCUAUUUCAGAAGAUUGGUCACAUUUGCUCCAAUCACUAUUGAGAGUCUAUGGCAAAUAUCUCUAGCAGAGAUAAACCGUAGGAAGAAUGUAGCAAGAGUCAAACAAUUAGAACAAAAACUCUCGUUAGAGGAUGCUGAGAAGGGAAUUCAGACCAAGGACGAUGUGGCUGCAAGAUGUAUUGCCUCUGUAGUAGGAUAUCGUGAGGAGGCAAAUAUGUGGAGGAGAUGUUUGCAAAGUUAUCAUAAAUCUCCUGGCUUGGAAAUCAUGCUCAUUGGCAUAGAUGGUGAUCAUGAUGGGGACAUGGAGAUGGUUUCUGUGGCUCAACAAGUGUGUAUCUCCGGCGCCCCUCUCUUAAACCUCCACAGAAAUUCCUGCGUAUUAUCAAACAAAACUAACAACUGUUUCCUUCAAGGUAUUCCCAGAUGUCACAAAAAUCCAUGUCGAAGAGCCAUAUGGUCCUCUCGCUGUCCGCAUAGCACAAAACUAUAUCACCCGCGAACUUUACGACGAAAAGACCUCAUCCUCAAAAUGGACGUCAGCAUCAGCAUCCACAUUCGCAUCUUUCGAUUCCGCAGAUGUCCCAAAGGCUCUCUUAUCCGAAGCAUACUCAUAUGCUUUCCGCAUCAUACUUGAAAAAGCGGCCACUACUCUUCGCGAACACAAUGCUCUAUUACCGUCUUCUGAUUCCAAAUCUAAAGCUCUCCACGCAAUAUGUCUCUACCAACCCCACAAGUGCAAAAAGGAUAUCAUGUUCACCAAUAUGGUUUUUUCGUUGGCGUUGGGACAGGCGAAUAAUAUUGAAUAUCUCUGGACUAGCGAUUCAGAUACCAUUGUUUAUCCAGAUACUUUGUACCAAACGGUGGGAUGUAUGUCUGCGGAUCCGUUGAUCGGAGGAAGUUGUUCGGCUUUGAGCAUUCAUAAUGAUAAUGAAAGUGCGAUCGCUGCUUUGGGGAGUGCGACUUAUUGGUCCGAGUUAGUAUUUCAUUCGAAUUCAUUAAACUUUCUUAAAGGGGACAUUUUUAACAGUGUGGAUGUUUAGAUUGGCUAUUACACGUGGACAAACCGGUGCCGUAGAUGCUGUAGACUGCCAACCCGGGCCUUGUGCAGCUUUUCGUUUCAUAGCACUCGAGCCUAUUCUCCUACCAUGGUACACGCAAACUUCCAUCGGCGUCAAAACAGUUGUCAACGAAGAUCGUCAUCUAACCACCAACCUCCUUCUGCGAAACUGGAAAGUAACCUUCAACACCUCUGCGCUCGCAUCCACUGAUACCCCGACUACUCUCCUGCGCUGGCUCCUCCAACAAAUGCGCUGGGCCCGGGCUACCCAUAUUGAAUGUUUCCAGUAUCCACAAAUCUACACUAUUCACGGUGUUAUCCUAUUUGUGACUGCCAUGCGUCGUUUUUAUGGACCAUUAAUUAUCGGUGUCUUCACUAUUCGUUACGUAUUCACAGGUUUUACAGUCCAUGCACUUCAAUCCUGGGACUUCCUCCUCCGUGUGGUAUUAUGCACAGGUUACAAUUUCUGGCGCAAUAAAUCGCACGUGGGUAGUAUUAAGUAUCUCGUCUUAUCUCAACUCUUCUACCAAUUACCCUUACCAGGUAUCAUGUUCUGGUCUGUCCUCACUGUUCUUGAAGGCGGCUGGGGAACUGGCAUGAGAAAUGCGGAUGAGCAGAAGAAAUCGAGAUAUGCAGGAUGGGAUAAUCUGUGGAGUACGACGGCAGUGGUGAUUUGGAUGGGUUUUGUAGCGGCGGCAGUUGCCAGGUGGGUUAUAUCGUAUGUGGCGCCAGCUUUUUUGGUAGAGGCGAUGAUUUUUGCGGGCGCGACGUCGGUAGGAUCUUUGUAUUGGACUCUACUUGGGUAGACUCACCAGAUUCUUUUUGGAUGAGAGAUCUUCGCAUGAAGUGGGAAUGUAAAUAGAAUAAACGUUUCGUAAACUUGGGCUGGACUGAGUCCGUAUAUGAAACACAAUAGCGAGUCUUUUUCCGAUGUUUAAAAAUGCACUGCAGAGGAAAAUCUA